UUCCCAGGCUGCACGCCUCGCUGGCUCGUAACGUGAGACACGGGGGAAACAACAGGGAAAUAUUUCAUCCACACCGACUCUUUUUAAACAAAUAUUUUAGCUAUGCGCUGAUGUUUCUCAUCCCCAGCAGACGGACCGCUGUAAUGAUGCAUUCUUCUUCGCGAUUAAUUUAAUGACUCUCUAAUCAUGUAACAUCAGACUGCCCAUUGUGGCCCAUGGCACACGCACACCACGGGAGAAGUUUGCCCACAAUUUCUGUCGCACGGAUGGCUGUGUGGAUUGUACCUGCUCAUAGUGCUCCCUUUGUGCCGCGGUGCAUGCUGGGUGCCGCGCAGCACCUGUUCACGGAGAGACACGGAGAGUGAUUGCUCGCAGCGCCAGACCCGCUCAGGUCGGGUUUCUCCGGGAUCUCACUACGUCUCCGGGCUGAUUUCUCUGCCCGAGGUAUUGUUCUGUAUCGCUGCAUCGGAGCCAUAAGAUAGCGGGCCAUGAGGACUUUUCCCAAAAACAGGAGCUGCGAAGUUUACAGCGUCUUUGGUUUAGGAGCCUGCGCCCCCGCCGGUGCACCUGCACAGGACUUUGUGACAAAGCCCAUCCAGACGUCAAGCCCAUCUAGCAAAGAGUCUGACAUCAAGAGCCCGGUGGGCAAGAGAGCGGAUUGCGGGGCAUGGAGUAAGUGGGCGCUGAGAGCCUCCCCCCUCCUCCCUCUCUCGGCUGCCAUUGCACUGACUCUCCAUUUCCUUGCAUCCUCUCCAUCGCCCUCAGUGUUCUACCUUGGAGGAAGCAUCGAGUUCUCCAACCUCAGUUUCUCUCCAGACCUGGCAGACCCGUCGUCUACACAGUUCCGCCUCCAGUCUCAGGCGCUAAGCCAUUACUUCUCAGAGUUGUAUGAUUCUUCACCUUGGAGCUCGUAUUACCAGCACUCAGGAAUUAUUGCAUUUAGUGAAGGAGUGGAAGGUCUUUGUGUGUACUACUGGAGUAAAUUCUCUGCUCCUCCCGCUAUUGCUGAGGAACUCCGGAGAGUGAAUCCGACCCGACUGCAGCGUCGUCUACCUGGAACCAACAAGGUUCUUUUUAGCAAGAAUGAGGAACGCUACUACAUGGAGAGGGAUGAGGACACACUGCGUCUGCUGGGUUUGAAUCCAGAUGACGGUGGUGAUGCCGAGGAUGAUGACGAUGAAGAUUCUGAUGACAAAGCGGAAAAAUUAAAGAACCCAAACUCUUUACAGAGUGGCAAGUGGCAGUUGGGGCUGCAGGCCAUGUCUUUUGACCUGUACGCUAAGUACGGGAACAAUCGCACGCUCAGUCUUGUCAGUCCGAAGAAGCCGUAUUACCAGUGGAGGCUGCGGGUGCCGUCCGGCCACGUCGUGCGACUGGUCAUUCUCACACUUCAAGGGGCAACACCAGGAAGCUGCUCUGCCAACAAAUUGUCUGCUUAUGAUUUUCUACUGCCGCUUCAGAACAAGAUCAUUGCUAGAUGGUGUGGUCUUCCAAUAUCAGGAACGUCCCCUGUAAUGAAACUGACAUCUUCUGGGAACGUCAUGCUUGUCACAUUUUCAUUCAGUCGUCAGAGGCAAGGAGCCAUCUUCAAAGCUUAUUUCCAGGCUAUACCCAAAACCGAGUGUGGUGGUUUCCUCACUGCGUGGAACGGCACAGUGACGUCCCCUUACUACCCCGCCUACUACCCUCCAAAUGUGGACUGUAACUGGAAAAUCAGGGCUCCGUUGCCGGGAUACCUUCUCUCCGUGACCAUUGUGAUGCUAGACAUUCAGGAUUCACCAGCCUCGAGCACCUGCGAAAAAGAUUGGCUGGAAAUAGGUGGCGUCAAGCUCUGUAACCCAGUUGGGGACAACAGCAGAAAGAGGAUCUAUUCUUCACCCGUCCUGCUGCACUUUCACUCGGAUGAGUCUUUGACACAUAAAGGUUUUUACCUGAUCUACAGAGCCUUCUCUCCUGAAAGUGCAUGUCCGAGGCAGUUCCGCUGUGGAGAUGGCAAGUGCAUUCCUCUGAGGAAAGUGUGUGAUGGAGAAAAAGACUGUUCUGAUGGACGAGAUGAGGCUAAAUGCAACACGUGUAAACCAGGGGAAGUUUAUUGUAACGGUCAGUGCAGACCACACAACCAGUGUAACACGGCAUGCGGUGACAGCAGUGAAGAGACUAACUGUGGAGGUAAAUGCUACCAUAUGUGCCCAAACAAAAUCUGCCUCCCCAAAGCAUCGGUGUGUGAUGGGAUUGUGGACUGCAAAGAUCGCAGCGAUGAACUCAACUGCACAAGAGCAUUUUCAAAAGGAUGCUCUCCCUCCUCCUACAAAUGUGCCAGUGGAAAGUGCUUGAGUAAGAUCAAUCCGGAGUGUGACGGCAUCAAAGACUGCAAAGAUGGUUCGGAUGAGUUGCGCUGUGGUUGUGGCACAAGGCCCAGGAAGAGGGCAAAGAUUGUGGGUGGAACAGAUGCCCAGACAGGCUCGUGGCCGUGGCAGGUCAGCCUUCAAAUGGAGCGCUAUGGUCAUGUUUGUGGGGCAUCUUUGGUGGCCAGCCGCUGGCUCGUCUCUGCAGCUCACUGCUUUCAGGACUCAGAUGCAAUCAAAUAUUCUGAUGCGCGGUCAUGGAGGGCCUACAUGGGUAUGCGAGUAAUGAACUCGGUCAGCAACGCAGCAGCCACCAGACAAAUUCGGCGUAUUGUCUUGCAUUCGCAAUACGACCAAUUCACAUCCGACUAUGACAUCGCCCUACUAGAACUAAGCGCCCCUGUUUUUUUCAAUGAGUUGGUACAGCCCGUCUGCGUUCCUGCCGCCUCUCACGCCUUCACCUCUGGAACCAGCUGCUUUGUCACUGGAUGGGGGGUUCUGACAGAAGAAGGCGAACUGGCCACGUUGUUGCAGGAGGCCACCGUUAACAUCAUCAGUCACAACACUUGCAAUAAAAUGUAUGACGAUGCGGUCACUCCCAGAAUGCUUUGCGCCGGAAACAUUCAGGGAGGAGUGGAUGCUUGUCAGGGAGACUCUGGGGGACCUUUAGUGUGUCUGGAACGUGGCCGAAGGUGGUUUCUAGCAGGCAUUGUGAGUUGGGGUGAGGGCUGCGCUCGACAAAACCGGCCCGGAGUUUACACACGUGUCAUAAAGUUCACAGACUGGAUUCACCAGCAGACGAAAGGCCAGGUGUGAGGCACGCUUGCAUACGCACACAUAUAUUUACACCAGAGAACGGGUGAUUUGCCCACGAUCGAGGUGCUGCGGCCCAGCUUUCGUGGUGCCCAGACACACAGCAAACAUCAACACCUCUGCAUCGGAAGCAAUUUCCCACCAAUUCCUGUUGCUCAGCGUUUUAAACCUCCACCCACAGUCUGCCAGCAGCUUCACUCCCUUCUGUGAUUCUUUAUGCCCCAAACUCUUACAAACCACCCACAAACCAACUGUACUCUCUAAAGCCUCGACAGUGGACUACUAGUGUAGAGAUUAUAACAAGCAGGUUGAGGAGAUACACGUCUUUCAUUAUUUGCAGUGGAAUGAGUUCUCUUGGUAAGAUUUGUAUUAUUUGCAUACAGUGACUAUAUUAGUUUUCAUUCAUUUAUUCAUGGUAAUGGAAUCAUUUUGAUUUUUUUUCAUUGUUUAAGGAUGAUAUAAACCCUCAACUUCAUUGUCCAUUUCAAAUAUGUCCAACUGUGAAAUUGAUCGCAUGUCAGAAAUUAUGACCAACGUCAAUUUAGUCUUGUAUUAUUAUUAUUAUUAUUAUUAUUACCGUUUUAUAUGUUUUUAUAGGGAUUUUGUUUUAAUAAAUGAUCGUUGGCUCCUCUUCCAGUGGGAGAAAGCAAUGGCAGCCCCUAAGACACUCUCUCUCUACUGGUUUUGAUUUGACAUUACAUUACUCCUUUAGUUAUGCACACUUUAUGAUUUGUAUUCCUGACAACCGGAUGUAAAUGUCAAAACUGAGCAAAUGUUGAUACUUUAUAAUAGAUAUAUGAAAAUAGGACUAUAUUAAAAAGAGGUGCU
Molecule: messenger RNA, 3986 nt
Organism: Megalobrama amblycephala (Wuchang bream)
Lineage: Eukaryota; Metazoa; Chordata; Actinopteri; Cypriniformes; Xenocyprididae
Product: suppressor of tumorigenicity 14 protein homolog
Exons: 19
Coding region: 489-3161 (890 amino acids)
Biological process (GO): acrosome reaction; proteolysis
Molecular function (GO): serine-type endopeptidase activity; protein binding
Source: RefSeq, a predicted model, not a curated record